Aureobasidium uvarum is the source of this 846-nucleotide messenger RNA. NCBI's taxonomy places the organism in Eukaryota, Fungi, Ascomycota, Dothideomycetes, Dothideales, Saccotheciaceae. The record is from the annotation of a GenBank genome assembly.
AUGCUGCCCUAUAUCAUUGCGCCAAACCUGAAUCUUCCGGUGCGGCCCUUGACUCAGGACGCCUUUGCUGAGUUUGGCACUGUCGUCGAGAACCCAGUGAAUGCAACCGGGAGGUCUCAACAGCCCAAAGUUGUCAAAGCAAACCAAGGCUCGGCUCUCAAGUACAUCGACGUCUCUCAUGUCUCCAACUUCUAUCAUCUAGCGCCGAGCGGGCAUCCUGCGAGGGCUGUCAUGAACAUGUUCGUUUGUUCACCGCGCCAACUGCAACCCGCCAGUAGUGGUUCAGAUAUCACUCAGGAACAAACAUCGAAAUUUCCCGUGCAGAUUCUGGAACGACAUCCGUUCACACCUCAAACUUUUGUACCUCUUGGCCUUGCGGCCGAAGAUGCGACAACGGCUUACCUUGUCAUCGUCGCCCCUACAUGCAGAACAACGGACAGACCAUUACCAUAUCCCCAACAUGCCCCAAAACAACAACGGAGCUGGACUGAAAUUUUCUCCAGAGCUCAACCUUCUCCAGUUGACCACUCUACGUUUUCGUCUUCAGGAUCUAGCCCUGAGCCCCAGCUCCCUAAAGGCCCGGGCGAGCCAGAUCUGAGCCGUGCUUGCGCGUUUCUUGCCAAUGGUUCGCAAGCUGUCACCUAUGGUCCUGGUACAUGGCACGCGCCAAUGGUUGUGCUUGGCGCGAAAGCUAUCGAUUUUGUAGUGGUACAAUAUGCCAAUGACGUUGGUCUGGAAGAUUGUCAAGAGAUGGAAAUCAAGACGGAAACAGGAUCAGAUGGAUUCAAUGUUGUCAUUGACAGCGCUCGACUCGGUCCCAAAGUGCAUGAAAGGGCCAAACUUUGA